AUGGCAGGAGCCUCAGUAAAGGUGGCCGUGCGAGUACGCCCCUUUAACUCCCGAGAAAUGAGCCGCGACUCCAAAUGCAUCAUCCAGAUGACAGGAAGCACCACAACUAUUGUCAAUCCCAAACAGCCCAAGGAGACACCCAAAAGCUUCAGCUUUGACUAUUCCUACUGGUCACAUACCACACCUGAAGAUAUCAACUAUGCGUCCCAGAAGCAGGUAUACCAAGACAUCGGAGAAGAGAUGCUGCAACAUGCCUUUGAAGGCUACAAUGUCUGCAUCUUUGCCUAUGGGCAGACGGGUGCUGGGAAAUCCUAUACUAUGAUGGGGAAGCAGGAGAAAGACCAGCAGGGCAUCAUCCCACAGCUAUGUGAGGAUCUCUUUUCCCGAAUCAACGACACAACGAAUGACAACAUGUCCUACUCAGUAGAGGUCAGCUACAUGGAGAUUUACUGCGAGAGAGUCCGGGAUCUCCUGAACCCCAAAAACAAGGGCAACCUUCGAGUGAGGGAGCACCCCCUCAUGGGCCCAUACGUGGAAGACCUCUCCAAGCUGGCCGUCACCUCCUACAAUGACAUCCAAGAUCUCAUGGACUCCGGAAACAAAGCCAGGCAGCCUGAUACAGUCAGUGGCAAGAGCGUCUGCGGUCACAAAGCUCGAGCUCACUUUCUGGAACUGUGCCUCCUGCCCCUUCCCAUCUCAGCCCCCUUCAUUUCCUCCCGGGGAAAUGAGGAGGACUAUGAGCCUUCCUCAGAGGACCAGGGGGGUAAUUCCAGGACUGCCAUGGUGGCAGCCCUGAGCCCUGCAGACAUCAACUAUGAUGAGACCCUCAGCACCUUGAGAUAUGCUGACCGAGCCAAACAGAUCCGGUGCAACGCUGUCAUAAAUGAGGACCCCAACAACAAGCUCAUUCGGGAGCUGAAGGAUGAGGUGGCUCGACUGAGAGACCUCCUGUAUGCCCAGGGGCUUGGGGACAUCAUCGACACCAACACUGUGCCCGGAGGACCUAAAUACAUGUCCGACUUUGAGAACAAUAAUGGUAACCCUGGCGUGGCAGAAUUGAGUCAACGCCCUGACAAUCUCUCCACAGUGACCAACGCCUUAGUGGGCAUGAGCCCCUCAUCCUCCCUGUCGGCCUUAUCCAGCCGGGCUGCCUCGGUGUCCAGCCUCCACGAACGUAUGCUGUUUGCUCCAGGAAGUGAAGAAGCCAUUGAGAGACUGAAGGAGACGGAAAAGAUCAUCGCUGAACUGAACGAGACCUGGGAAGAGAAGCUGCGCAGGACAGAAGCCAUCCGCAUGGAGAGGGAGGCUUUGCUGGCUGAAAUGGGUGUGGCCAUGAGGGAAGAUGGCGGCACCCUGGGUGUGUUCUCUCCCAAAAAGACUCCUCACCUUGUCAACCUGAAUGAAGACCCUCUGAUGUCUGAGUGCCUUUUGUACUACAUUAAAGAUGGAAUAACCAGAGUUGGCCGGGAGGAUGGAGAAAGGAGACAAGACAUCGUCCUGAGUGGGCACUUCAUAAAGGAAGAGCAUUGCAUUUUCCGGAGUGACACUAGAGCUGGCAAUGAAGCAGUGGUGACUCUGGAACCAUGUGAGGGAGCAGACACCUAUGUCAAUGGCAAAAAAGUGACAGAACCAAGCAUCCUAAGAUCUGGAAACCGCAUUAUCAUGGGGAAGAGUCAUGUUUUCCGAUUCAACCACCCUGAGCAGGCUCGGCAAGAGCGUGAACGGACCCCGUGUGCGGAGACACCUGCAGAGCCUGUGGACUGGGCCUUUGCCCAGCGUGAGCUACUUGAAAAACAAGGCAUUGACAUGAAACAGGAGAUGGAACAGAGACUCCAGGAACUCGAGGACCAAUACCGGAAGGAGAGAGAAGAAGCCAACUACCUCUUAGAGCAGCAGAGACUGGACUAUGAGAGUAAGCUCGAGGCUUUGCAAAAGCAGAUGGAUUCUAGAUAUUACCCAGAGGUCAAUGAAGAGGAGGAAGAGCCUGAAGAUGAAGUCCAGUGGACAGAGAGGGAAUUUGAGCUGGCACUUUGGGCCUUCAGAAAGUGGAAGUGGUACCAGUUCACAUCACUGAGAGACCUCUUGUGGGGCAAUGCCAUCUUCCUCAAGGAAGCCAACGCCAUUAGCGUGGAACUAAAGAAAAAGGUCCAAUUCCAAUUCGUUCUCCUUACGGACACUCUCUACUCUCCCCUACCUCCGGAUUUGCUUCCCCCAGAUGCUGCCAAAGAAAGAGAAAAAAGGCCUUUCCCACGGACCAUCGUGGCUGUGGAGGUCCAGGACCAGAAGAAUGGUGCUACACAUUACUGGACACUAGAGAAACUGAGGCAAAGGCUCGAUCUCAUGCGCGAGAUGUACGACCGGGCGGCCGAGGUGCCUUCCAGUGUCAUCGAGGACUGCGACAACGUAGUGACGGGUGGGGACCCUUUCUACGACCGAUUCCCUUGGUUCCGCCUCGUUGGCAGCUCAGAUGUCUCUGGCUGCAACAGCUCUCCUCUUUUCAACACAUGCAUGAGCGAGCGCAUGGCUGAUCUCACCCCCUCCCCCACCUUCUCGAACCCCGACUCCGACAUCACCGAGCCUGCUGACGAGCAGCAUGUGGGGAAGGAGGAGGAGGAGGAGGAGGAGGAGGAGGAGGAGGAGGAGGAGGAGGAGGAGGAGGAGGAGGACUUCGAGGAAGACAUCUUUCCAGAGUGCUCGCUGUGUGAUGGUGGCCGGGAUCCAUUUUACGACCGCUCCCCCCUGUUCAGUUUAGUAGGAAGGGCCUUCGUGUACCUCAGCAAUCUGCUCUACCCUGUGCCCCUGGUCCACCGCGUGGCCAUCGUCAGUGAGAAGGGGGAAGUGAAGGGCUUCCUGCGUGUGGCUGUCCAGGCCAUCUCAGCGGAUGAAGAAGCCCCAGAUUAUGGCUCUGGUGUCCGGCAGUCAGGAACAGCCAAGAUCUCCUUUGAUGAUCAGCAUUUUGAAAAGUUCCAAUCUGAGUCGUGUCCAGUGGUGGGGAUGUCCCGUUCUGGCACCUCCCAGGAAGAGCUACGCAUCGUCGAAGGGCAGGGCCAGGUGGCUGAAAUAGGACCCUCUGCUGAUGAAGUGAACAACAACACCUGUGCAGUCACUCCUGAAGACCUCCUACUGGACAGCCCUGAGAAAAGUGUCAUGGACGGCCCAUUGGAAUCUUCCCUGGACCAUUUGAAGCUGGGCAGCAUCUUCACGUUCCGGGUGACAGUGCUCCAGGCAUCCAGCAUCUCUGCAGAGUAUGCCGACAUCUUCUGCCAGUUCAACUUUAUCCACCGUCACGACGAGGCCUUUUCCACAGAGCCGCUGAAGAAUACAGGACGGGGGCCGCCUCUUGGGUUCUACCAUGUCCAGAAUAUUGCAGUUGAAGUGACCAAGUCCUUUGUUGAAUAUAUCAAGAGUCAGCCGAUUGUGUUUGAAGUCUUUGGGCAUUACCAGCAGCAUCCUUUCCCCCCUCUGUGCAAGGAUGUUCUCAGCCCUCUACGACCAUCAAGACGCCAUUUCCCUCGGGUCAUGCCACUUUCUAAACCAGUGCCUGCUACCAAGCUGAGCACCCUCACCCGUCCCACUGCUGGACCCUGCCACUGCAAAUAUGACCUACUGGUAUACUUCGAAAUCUGUGAGCUGGAAGCCAAUGGCGACUACAUUCCAGCUGUUGUUGAUCACAGGGGAGGGAUGCCAUGCCUUGGAACCUUCUUACUUCAUCAGGGCAUCCAGAGAAGGAUCACUGUGACUCUGGUGCAUGAAACAGGCAGCCACAUCCGCUGGAAAGAAGUGCGGGAGUUAGUUGUGGGUCGGAUCCGGAACACUCCGGAAACAGAUGAAUCCCUCAUCGAUCCCAACAUCCUCUCGCUCAACAUCCUCUCAUCCGGCUAUGUCCAGCCUUCCCAGGAUGAUCGGACCUUCUACCAGUUUGAAGCUGCUUGGGACAGCUCAAUGCACAACUCCCUGCUACUGAAUCGAGUCACUCCUUACCGUGAGAAGAUCUACAUGACCCUCUCUGCUUAUAUUGAGAUGGAGAAUUGCACCCAGCCUGCCGUGAUCACCAAAGACUUCUGCAUGGUGUUCUACUCCCGGGAUGCCAAACUCCCAGCAUCUCGUUCUAUCCGCAACCUAUUUGGCAGUGGGAGCCUGCGAGCCUCUGAGAGCAACCGCGUGACUGGAGUGUAUGAACUUAGCCUGUGCCGUGUGGCUGAUGCUGGAAGUCCAGGAAUGCAGAGAAGACGCCGUCGUGUCCUGGACACAUCUGUCGCCUAUGUCCGGGGGGAGGAGAACCUAGCCGGCUGGAGGCCCCGCAGUGACAGCCUUAUCCUGGACCACCAAUGGGAGCUUGAGAAGCUAAGUCUACUUCAAGAGGUUGAGAAAACAAGACAUUACCUCCUCCUACGUGAAAAGCUGGAGACGACUCAGCGAUCAGGCCUGGAGACCUUGUCCCCCUGCUCCAGUGAGGAUUCGGAGUCCCACAGCACCUCCUGCGUCUCCUCCCCGCUCUCGGACGGUACCUCUGAGAGUCGCGCUACCACCCUCGACAUUCCCAGUGAGCGGCAGAAGGAGCUGGCAGCCAAGUGCCUCCGCCUCCUCACGCACACAUUCAACAGAGAGUACACCCACAGCCAUGUCUGUGUCAGCGCCAGUGAAAGCAAGCUGUCGGAGAUGUCAGUGACUCUGCUGCGGGAUCCUUCCAUGUCGCCUCUCAGCGCAGCUACUCUGACUCCAUCAUCCACCUGCCCGUCCCUGGUGGAAGGACGAUACACCGCGACGGACCUGAGGAACCCCCCACCCUGCUCCCGACCGGCCAGCCCUGAACUAGAACCAGUGCUGGAGGGAGACCAAAAGAAAUCUCCGUCCCCUGCCAGUGGGCCAGAAGCAGAGAAGGAGCCGCAGCGCUUAUUGGUGCCAGACAUACAGGAGAUCCGGGUCAGCCCCAUCGUCUCCAAAAAGGGCUACCUCCACUUUCUGGAACCCAAGACGACAGGUUGGGCCAAGCGCUUCGUGGUGGUGCGGCGCCCCUAUGCCUACAUGUACAACAGUGACAAGGAUUCCGUGGAGAGGUUCAUUCUCAACCUCUCCACUGCCCAGGUGGAAUACAGCGAGGACCAGCAGGCCAUGCUCAAGACUCCCAACACGUUUGCCGUUUGCACUGAGCAUCGAGGCAUCCUUCUGCAGGCAAACAGUGACAAGGACAUGCAUGACUGGCUGUAUGCAUUUAACCCUCUCUUGGCUGGAACCAUAAGGUCCAAACUCUCACGGAGGAGAACAGCCCAGAUGAGAAUCUAACCCCAAACCAUCGUCCACUCAAUCGUCUCUUUGCCAACUGGAUCGGGUCCAGUAGGAGGGUCCUUCCCAACCUCCCCCCCUCCCCACCCCAUGCCCCUAACCUUGGAUCUGUCAUGUCAUCGAUGGGCCUGACCACCUGCUCUUCUGCCAGCCCACCAACAGUUUUCGCCUUCAUCCAGGAAAACCCUUUCUCGUGGUGUGGUAGCCUCCAAACUGCCGUGGCCUGGCCUGACCAUUGUCUCGUG
Gracilinanus agilis (Agile Gracile Mouse Opossum) is the source of this 5528-nucleotide messenger RNA. It is a transcript of the gene KIF1A, whose product is annotated as kinesin family member 1A. Bases 1 to 5283 code for a protein of 1760 amino acids. The record is from RefSeq and is a predicted model, not a curated record. The transcript is spliced from 44 exons. Gene Ontology annotation, molecular function: microtubule motor activity; ATP binding; microtubule binding. NCBI's taxonomy places the organism in Eukaryota, Metazoa, Chordata, Mammalia, Didelphimorphia, Didelphidae. Gene Ontology annotation, biological process: microtubule-based movement.